Molecule: messenger RNA, 1380 nt
Organism: Meloidogyne enterolobii
Lineage: Eukaryota; Metazoa; Nematoda; Chromadorea; Rhabditida; Meloidogynidae
Source: the annotation of a GenBank genome assembly
AUGAGUGUUCAAGCAAUUCCUCAAAGCAAUGAAGAAAACGAAGAUCUUUGUCAUCAGCUCUUGACUGCACGAACUGUGAGUAGCGUCACUGUUGGCUCAGUAGAGAAAGAAGAUGGUGAUACGAAAGCAGAAGAACAACAAAAACUUCCAAAAGAAGUGUCUCCAACUUCGGAACAGUUUUUCACUCUUCAAAGCAAGCGAUUUUCUCCAUCUAAUCAUCCACAUCAGCAAAAUGCAGUCAAACUUGAAGAACUGCUCUCAGAACUGCAACAGCUUGAUUUGGCCGUUAGAGGAGGUGCUUUGUCUAGUGAUUUGGCACAUGUUCGAGCACUGUUGGUCCACGAGAUCCACAAAUUGCAUUCAUUGCUUCCGAUCUAUCUGAAGCGUCGUUAUGCCUCUCAAAUGCCUUCGACAAUGAAACGGAUUGUUUGCGUGCCGAUAAACAAGAAAGCUUUCCAAGGGACUAUUGGACAGACUACAGGCUCGAUUCCUGAUUUGGAGUCGACGAUUGGAGUUCAAGCUCGCAAAUGGUCUAGCAGCAAUGGCGUUGGAACAUCUUCAGGCAGGACUAUUAACGACAAGUUUAUUAGAGAGGAGCCUGAAGAAGGGAAUGCAAGAACUGUUCGUCAGCGUCGAGUUGUGACCGAAAACGAAAAGGUUAAAGAAGCAGCAAAAACAGAUUCUUCUGCUAGUGCUCGCUUUCGUGGUCGUUCUUUGAAUCAUCAACAACAGCAGCGUUUGCAUCGACGUCUCUGUGCUUCAAUUCCUUCACUUUUGGAAGGCACAAAAGUUAGCUACUACACUGACCACAGUUGUGGGUCUGCUUGUUCUCUAAUGGCUGUUGGAUGUGGCGGUGGUGGUAGUGGUGGAUUCAACAAUAAAGGCUAUAUGUAUCCAUAUAGAUGUGAUUAUGCUCAACAUGUGCGCUUCGAAAACGACCAAUAUAUUAUGCAAGAGCGAAUCUAUUUGCCUGAAAAUCCAAGUUUCAAAAUUAUUGGACGAAUUCUCGGACCUCGUGGCAAUUCUUUGCGUCAAUUGGAAGCUGAGACUCGCUGUCGAAUUGUGAUUCGUGGGAAGGGUUCUGUUAAGGAUAAGAACAAGGAAAGGCGUUUGCGAGGGCUUCCUGGUUGGGAACAUCUGAACGAGUCUUUGCAUGUGAUGAUUACUGCACAACAUCCGGAUCAGUUUUCGUGUUCUCAUUUGCUUCAUUAUGCCGUUCAUUGCAUCAAAAAUUUGUUGACGCCGCGAUUCGAUGCUUACAAACGUGAACAAUUGUUGCAAUUGGCUAUAAUAAAUGGUACCUACCAACCUAGGCCUUGAAUGAAAAUGGAAAACAAGAAGGAAAUAAAUUGAGGAAAUAAAAAAUAAAUAAUGUAAAUA